Molecule: messenger RNA, 1874 nt
Organism: Suillus clintonianus
Lineage: Eukaryota; Fungi; Basidiomycota; Agaricomycetes; Boletales; Suillaceae
Product: arginine biosynthesis bifunctional protein ArgJ beta chain
Exons: 5
Coding region: 149-1507 (452 amino acids)
Biological process (GO): L-arginine biosynthetic process; L-ornithine biosynthetic process
Cellular component (GO): mitochondrial matrix
Molecular function (GO): L-glutamate N-acetyltransferase activity, acting on acetyl-L-ornithine as donor; L-glutamate N-acetyltransferase activity, acting on acetyl-CoA as donor
Source: RefSeq, a predicted model, not a curated record
ACGAUGUUCAUGCUGGAGCUUUCCUGUCCGGCCCUUAACGCUACACGCGAUUACUUAGACUGGCUUGGGCAGUGGUCAUCACCCAAACACUACAGCUACCAAACCUUCACUCUACGUACUCUCCCAAGCAGUGAGCGCAAGUUAACAAAUGAAUCGGUUUGGCUCUUCAGUUUGGCGGCGCUUUUCUUCUACUUCUUCGUCCCCAACUUUUGUAGUCAAACCUGCACCUGCCAAAGAACGUCACCACGUCCAAAUUCCGGAUACUUCCUUCCCGCAUGGCUACAGCCUUACUGGUGUACAUUGCGUUAUACUUUCAACCCAUCCAAAACCUGCUUCCGCAGCAGCGUGCUUCACUCGUAACGCAUUCAAGGCUGCCCCAGUACUCGUCUGCCAGGAGGUGCUUGAAAAAAGUGCUGGCCGUGCCCGUGCCAUCGUAACUAACAGCGGAUGCGCCAACGCAGUGACCGGCAAGCAGGGCUUGGAAGAUGCUUGGGCCAUGGUCAAGGCCACCGAUGCUCUUCUCCCCAAGUCGGAGGCUAGCGGAGAUAUCAACGAUACAUUCGUAAUGUCGACAGGUGUGAUCGGUCAAAACCUUCCCAUUUCCAAGAUUCUCUCCGGCAUCUCGUCUCUUGUACCUUCAAGUCUUGGCUCAGAUUUCGCAGCUUGGGAGCGUGCGGCAAAGGCCUUCAUGACCACUGACACUUUCCCCAAACUCCGUGCUCGGACUUUCAGCCUUGGUGGACAGACGUUCCGUAUGGCUGGGAUGGACAAGGGCGCAGGCAUGAUUCAUCCUGACAUGGGUCCCCCCACUAACCCUGGCCAACUUCAUGCUACGCUACUGGGUUGUAUCCUGACGGACGCCGCUGUUUCUCCGCAAGCCCUGCAGUCUGCACUCACGUACGCAGUCGACCGUUCCUUCAACUCUAUCAGCGUGGAUGGAGACAUGUCCACGAAUGAUACGAUCAUUGUUCUCGCUAACGGUGCUGCUGCUGGAGAGACAAAGGAGAUUGAGGAGCACGAUCCUCUGUUCCCGGCCUUCCGUGAUGAACUUACAUCCUUCGCCGCUGAGUUGGCUCAGCUUGUAGUUCGCGAUGGUGAAGGCGCCACCAAAUUUGUCACGGUGUCCGUAGAGGGAGCACCGACAUUUACUGAUGCUCAUCGUGUCGCAUCAAAAAUAAGUACAUCAGCACUGGUGAAGACCGCAUUGUAUGGCGAAGAUGCCAACUGGGGCCGUAUCCUUGCAGCAACCGGCUCUGUUCCUCUCUCCACGCCCAUUGACCCCUACCGCGUGAACGUCACCUUCGUUCCCGCAGACGGGAGCACUCCGCUUCCCGUCUUGGUGCGCGGCGAGCCCGAACUUGUGGAUGAGGUGCGCGCGAAGGAGAUCUUGAGCGAAGAAGAUUUCGAAAUCAAGGUGGAUCUUGGCCUAGGCAGUGAGAGCGCCCAAUAUUGGACGUGCGACUUCAGCUACGAGUACGUGCGGAUCAAUGGAGAUUACAGGAGUUGAACGUCGAACGCAGUCUGCUGUGUUUGUUGGAUUUGUUUGAUAUCAUUGUUUUUUGGGGGUGUGGGAUCUACAGCCGUCUAUUUGAUCUCGGAUAUACUAUCAACAUUGUCAUCAGCCUGCGGCCGUGCUUUGAUUGUCGCCGCGCGAUGAGACCAUGGAUCUAAAAUGAACAUUUCCGGUGUGAAGAUCGUGCUGCCCCCCGCCAGAGCUUGAUCCGUCAUAUUUGGUUCGGCGCAUGCUGUGUCGCGUCCGGGAGAACUUCGGCCCAGCGGGACAUCUCCGUGUUUCUCAAGUCAUUCGGUGGAAAUUUUAUGUCCACCUUCGUGGCGCCAUGCGCAAGAGCUUCAGACAAGCACGGCGUUCCUGC